UAUAUAUCAAACCAAACCAAAUAUAUUUCCAUUUGAACAGAACCGUUACCGUGGCAAACUUGGUCCAUUUUAGACCCAUACCACGUAAAAUGAACAAGCCCCCAAAUACUAUUUCAUACUACACAGUAGAUGGCGAUAAUGCUCUAUUAAGAAAGCAAUCUUCCAAUCAGCUCAAAGUAGAAAGUUUUCUCAGCCGCUGGAUGUCGCUGUACGAGCAGGUCUGCGUGUGAAUAUCAGCCGAAGAAAAGACAACAAUGGCGGCGACCUGCUCGUGGAAGUUAGACAAAGAAACGGGGCAGGAUGCGCUUAUCGCCAGGAUGACAAGAGAAAAAUGGCAGGACAGGCUGAAGUCUGUGGAGCAGAGAGCCUCAUCUUUUCAGUCUUCUCCUCUGAGCUGUCCGUACAAGCCCCGUCUGUCCCGGCCAUGGCAGCCCUCCUCUGUCUGGAGACUCUUCCCACGGCAGAACGCAGCCAUCACCUUCACUCAGCACAUUAAACAGGACGUGCAUUUAUUUUCGUUGGAGAAGGAAGGCAGUGAUGCUGGACAGAGGAUUUUCCUAGUGACCAGCUACAGUGAACUCUGGCAUUACUACAGCACUCACAGACAGUCUCUGAUGCACUGUUAUGAGGUCAUUCUGGAAGGGGCCGUCUGCAAACUCUACUUUGACUUAGAGUUCGACAAAGCCUCCAACACGCACCUGGACGGCAAGAUGAUGGUGACAAAACUAAUUCAAUAUGUGUGUGAGAAGCUCGAGGAGGUUUACGGUCUACGCUGCUCUGCAAAAGAUGUCCUUAAUCUAGACUCCAGCACCACUGAGAAGUUUAGUCGUCAUCUUAUCUUCAUGCUUCCCAGUGCUGCAUUCAAAGACAACUCUCAUGUUGGUCGAUUUAUUCAUGAUAUCCUACAUCCUGCUCUAAAAAGCCUUCAGAAAAGCAAACCAGAGGCACCCACAACAGAAGUUUGUCCAAGAGAGAACAGAGCUGAUGUGGAUGGAUCACAGGCCAAGAGAAGAAAGUAUGAAGAGAAGGAUCUUGACUUUCUGAUAGUGAAGAGCAAAAAUGGACAAGAACAACUUUUUGUUGACCUGGGGGUCUACACCAAGAACAGAAACUUCCGUCUCUACAAGUCCUCCAAACUUGGAAAGAAUGCUGCCUUUUGUGUGGCAGAAGACAACAAGUUUGUCCCAAAGCCCUCCAAGCACACCACAAAAGAAGAAUGCAUAUUUUUAACUUCCUUAAUCACCAAUAUCAGUUUCACAGGACAGAGGAUUUUGACUUAUGAUAUGCCACAGAAGAGUACAGCAGGAUCUCAGUGUCUGUCCCCUCAGAGAGAGCCACAUAGCUCUGAUCUGUUGGGUGAACAGAAGCUAUCUUCUUUUAAAGAGGUGGAUGAAUUCGUGCUGACACUCUUGUGCAAAGACGGCAUUCAAGGAAGCAUCCGGAGAUGGAACUACUUUGCGUCUGAACAGCUGUUGGUUUAUGAUAUCGAGAAAUUCCGCUGGUGCCACAACGUGAAGCGCUUUCACAAGAGCAACAACAUCAUAAUUGUGGUGGAUCUCAAAGAAGAAGUGUGGUAUCAGAGAUGUCAUGACCCUGAGUGCAGAAGACAGAACUACAGAUCCUCCAGCUUCCCACUGCCUCAAGAAGUCUGCAUGAGCCACCUGCUGAUGGAGGAUGAGGAGGAUCAGGCAUAUUUAACGGAUGAACUGGGGAACAUCGAGCUUGCCCAGACUUCUGUACCCAGGACUGAUUCCUCGGCUCCUCAGGCUGAGAAAGCUGAGGACUGGGGAGAGUGGCCGGAUGACCCUGCUUAUCUGGAAGCUCUGCAGGAAGUAGAAAGGGCCACUGAAGAGGUACCCGAUGAGCUUCUGCUCCAGGCAGUGAUCGAGUGUGAAUGAUGGCCUUGUAACCUAAAAGUCCCUGGAUGGAGAAUGUCAUUAUUAACAAACUAGUGCAAUACCUGAAGUUCUUUAUUUCUUUCUUUUCUUUCUAUGCAUUAAACUGUAAAGUAUAUGUUCUUAAAUUCUGUUUCCUAACAAACUGUAUUUUCGAAAUGUUCAAAGAUAAUUUAUUUCCAUAAAUUAUUUUAGAUUAUAUGACUUUGGAUAUUACAAGUGUGUAAAAUGUAUUAGAUUUUAUAUACAUAGAUGGAUUAAUUUGGAAGCACAAUACUUAUUAGCUUGAGUAGAACAUUAAAAUACACUUUACAAAUUAAACAACAGACAAAUUGAUCUUGAUUGUACCUUUGACCCCUUUUUAAAGAGGUAAAAUUUUAACCUACUAAAAAGAAAACUUCAAUUUUAAUGUAACUCUUGCUUUAAAUUAAACAUUUGGCAUGAAGUAAAAUGUGUUGUCAAACGUCAUUGUACCUUUUCAAACACUUUAAUUUAAAACCAAAAAGUGAGUAAAAAUUAUUGUGAAAAGUUAAAUGAAUGGAAAAUUGAUUUUGUUACUUAUCUGAUUCAUAGAAUCACAGUAAAACAAUAGAAAAUGUAUUAGCAAACGUAGCAUGAUAAACACAUGAUUUAAAGUCAUGUUUCCUCCACUAGAGGGCAGCAGUGGCCUCUUACUGAGCAGAGAUGAAUGUUUAUCACGAAAGGCCAAGCGUGUUAUUUAUUUCUGAAACGCUGCUGUCUGACUGUACAUCUAUCAAUCUAUCUAUUUUCAUCUCUUCACUGAAAGAGUGCUUCUGUAUUGUUUCCUAUACUGAGAUGCUUUCCCAUAUAUCCCAUAUUAAUAAUAAGGUACUAUUAUUAACAAUAACAACUUCAUUAAUAAUAAACCUUAUAAUCUAAGACAUAUGCAUAUAUAUAAUGUAUUUGUGUGUAUAUAUGUACAGCAUAAACUUUUUUUUAAAUUAGUGUCUCAGUGAAGCGACAUGUCUUUUUUUACAUUGUAGAACUCACCUUCACCUGAUUUAGUGUCAGGUUUGUAAUCUCAGGUCAGUGAGGGACAUUCUAAAGCACGUAUGAACUGGCUGGCAAUCUGUUGUGUUCAUUCUGAAAUGGUCUUAUAUCAGGGGGUUAAAAAGAUUACAGAAAUAUGAUUUAAAAAAUAGGGUCAACCCUCUACAAUACCAGAGAAGUACAAUUUUAGAUUUAUUAUUUAGUUAAAUAAUGAUUUACUGUG
Puntigrus tetrazona (Sumatra barb) is the source of this 3129-nucleotide messenger RNA. Its product is annotated as DNA-directed primase/polymerase protein-like. NCBI's taxonomy places the organism in Eukaryota, Metazoa, Chordata, Actinopteri, Cypriniformes, Cyprinidae. The transcript has 14 exons. The coding region runs from base 255 to 1898 and encodes 547 amino acids. The record is from RefSeq and is a predicted model, not a curated record. Gene Ontology annotation, biological process: mitochondrial DNA replication; replication fork processing; error-prone translesion synthesis. Gene Ontology annotation, molecular function: DNA-directed DNA polymerase activity; chromatin binding. Gene Ontology annotation, cellular component: nucleus; mitochondrial matrix.